This is a messenger RNA of Scheffersomyces amazonensis, 848 nucleotides long. RefSeq lists its product as uncharacterized. The record is from RefSeq and is a predicted model, not a curated record. Lineage: Eukaryota; Fungi; Ascomycota; Pichiomycetes; Serinales; Debaryomycetaceae. The coding region runs from base 288 to 839 and encodes 183 amino acids. The transcript has a single exon.
CAGAAAACAACCGAUACCUAUUAAAUACGGAUGAUAUUCGGAUAGAGUAUGGGAUUAUCGGCAAGUGUCAAAGCAACAGUAAAUGUGAAUGCACUGCCUUGAAAUAUACAAUAUCUUUUUUAGACAAUAUUCGUAAAAUUGGAGGAUAUAUUAGUCCUUAACUUCGCGACCCCUAUAAGGGUUUACCCCAAAAAUUGAAAAACUAUAUAAAUCGGCAAAUUCCUUGGAAGUAAAAACUUAAUAAAAUACCUCUUUAUUUAAGUCCGAAACUCAAUUGAUAUUUAAAUAUGUCUUUACCUCCAUUAGAUAAAUCUAUUUUCCCUGCCUUACCAUCUACUCCUAAAUUAGUACCUGUUUUUGUUUUUAAUUUAAGAGUUGAAGAAGCUAUUCCAGUACUUGCAAAUAAAGCUACUGAUUCAAGUUUAACUUUAGCUCGAGUUGUUAAUGGUGAAGUCGUUACUGUUAAGAAUGAUUUAGGUUUAGAAUUUGAUGUUAAAGAUAUUACUGGUUUUGAUGAUUUAGUUGGAACAACUUCAAGAAAUGUAACACAUUUAGAUUGUAAAUUAUAUGGUAGUACAGCCAAUGGAGCUGGAGUUUAUAUUACUUAUCCAGGUGUAGUUAGGACAUUACCUGUAAGUACAAAUGUUCUCACUGGUGCUGCAAAGCAUGCAGAAAUUGAAGAUGGUUAUGUCACAUGUAAUCCACGUUUUAGACUUAGUGAUGGAGUUGAAGAAAAGUUUAAAUGGGUUCUUGAUGAAAACUUUAUUGGUAAAGGUAGAUUUGAAAGAGAUGGAGCUGGAUAUCUUUACGUUCAAUAUUAUAUUUAUAUUUUACGUUAAUUUUCAAGU